Molecule: messenger RNA, 873 nt
Organism: Notothenia coriiceps (black rockcod)
Lineage: Eukaryota; Metazoa; Chordata; Actinopteri; Perciformes; Nototheniidae
Gene: saxo6
Product: Mdm1 nuclear protein
Exons: 7
Coding region: 1-873 (290 amino acids)
Biological process (GO): negative regulation of centriole replication
Molecular function (GO): microtubule binding
Source: RefSeq, a predicted model, not a curated record
AUGGCAGCCCCCACUCUCUGGAACGCUCUCCCUGCGGAGAUCUGCAACAUCCCCACUCUUGACACCUUCAAAAGGGCCCUCAAGUCCCAUCUGUCUGCCAAGGCCUUUGGCCCCAAAAUCCCCGAGAGAAACGGAGCCUCGGACCGAGACGCCCGUCAGGUGGAGGAGUUGCGGCAGCAGGCGAUGUCGUACCGUCGUCGGGCGUGGGGAUCGAAUUUUUGCAGAGACCACCUGAGCCAGCUGCUGUCCAAUCACAACGCUCUGUGGGAGGCAGCCAGCUCUUGCUCUUACCCCUCUUCCCCUCACCCUCUGACCUCUGACCCCCCGUCACCUGUGGAGGCUCUGGAGCUCAACAGUCACUCCAGUCAGAGAUCGUCAGCUUCCGGAAGAACUGAAACUCCUGAGAGACGUUCGGUCUGGGGAGGAGAAGAAGAAACAGACGAGAAGGAGGGAAGGUUACCGACCCCGAGGCUGAAGAUACGACCGACUCAGAGAACUCACCAUGAUCUCACCACACCUGCCACUGGAGGCGCUAUACUGGUGGGAAAGAUGAAGAGCGGUGAUGAAUCACCAACAAACAAACAGAGAUGUGGCUCCUCUGUUUCCAUGGCAGCGGGGGCGGAGACUACAGUUGCUAUGCAGAUCACCCCGAAGAAGGCGUGGUCUGAACAUAACUCCGCCCACUCCAAAACAUCUGCCUCGCCCCCUGACAACAAGCAAACUGUCAGUCCUGCCUCUAAACCAAUCAGGAUGAAGCAGACGUCCCCUCCUCCUGUAGCCCCGCCCCCUCAGCACUGCAUUCAAGGCACUCUGAGGACCGCCGACUUCCAGCACAACGGUGAGGAGUUUAAGAUCUUAACCUGCAACUUUUAA